AUAAUAUGGGCUGGUUUGAUAGCGUUGUCGAUAGCGAUAAUCACGAUGGCGUGGAUUAGUACUGGUAUGCCACCAAUAGAAUAUUAUGUAUGGCUGGUCCAGAUGCAGAUUUAUCCCAACAGACGUGUUGUACAGGUUCUUCAUAUGGAUCAUGAAGACGCGGGUGUACUCGAGAAUCAGCUGGUGCAGAGGACUGCAACAAUGCAACACAAUAUCACCGCUAAUGUAAUGACGACAACAAGUCAAGCAGUUACCAAUAGCACUAAUACGAAUAGUGGCAAUAUAACUGAGCAAUCACAAAAUCAGUUAUCAAAUGCAGUCAGCAGUAAUAAUGAUCAGCGUUCCGAGCCAUCAGCUUGGUCAGUAGAGCAGUCAUCGACAACACUACCAACAACACACCAUUGGGAAGUUGAGCUAGGCAGCGCAUCGUCAUCGUCGUCGAACAGCGGCGACACCACUGAGAAUUCAUCAGAUCGGUUACAACAAACUUUAAGGCGACGAGCACUGGCGGAGCAAAGUACAGGUGGUGUGGAUAGUAAUGUUCACAGUGAGAGCAGUCAAUCGAGAAGAUUAUUGCUGUCAAGGGUGCGUGUACCCUUACAAGAGGAGCACUCAACAACAUCAACACCUCAACACGAAAGUGAAUAUGACAGCAGUGCUCAUGCUAACGAUAUCGAUAGCUUAUCUUCGGAAAUUUUAGCAAGUUCCACGUCUCGAAUUGAAGUUGUAGAACGCGUUCAGGACAGGACGACGACGACGACGACGACAACUGAGGCAGCUCAGGAGGAGCUAGGGCAAACUAAUGAUGGUGGCAGUGAAACUGAGGUGAGGCAACCGCAAAAGACAUCAGCAGCGAAUACGGGUGAUAUCCGAAUGAAUGGAGCUUCAAAUGAAACGUCAACUUCUGCAUUGAUAGCAAAUUCGUCAACAAACUUGGUCCAAGAUAAUACGCGAAGUACGAACAGUGAAAAUGUCCCCGAAACGAUUUUAUCGGUUUCCGAGGGAUUGCCGAACAGCAAUGAUAAUAAUGAAAAAGAAAGUGAAAAGCGAACUGCGAGGAUUGCCGACGAAAAUGCUAACGAUAAGCUGAAUAGUAUAAAUAAUGAUAAAGAGAAGGGUGCUGAUGAGAGUUCGUCAUCGAUUAUAAGAUUGAAAUUUUUGGACGACUCGCAAAUGUUCGCAAAUACAACGCUAGACGCUACAGUGGGACAGUUCAAGAGGCGGUACUUUCUGGAGCCGUUGGGAGCUGGCAAAGUGGUUCGCUUGAUCUAUCGAGGUCAACUACUACGUGACGAUACGAGAUCAUUGCAAAGUUACGGACUGCAUGAUCAGUGCGUAUUGCAUUGUAAUAUCUCAUCAACACCGUAUGCACAAGCGAAUAACAAUAGCAAUAAUAAUAAUAAUAGCAGUAAUCAAAUGAACCUCGGCGUGAUCCCAAGAAAUGCGUUCCAAGAAAGUUCUCUGCAAUCCGCAACGGCUGCUGCGAUAGCUGCCAUAGCCGGUACGCAGUCGUUUUGUUAUCAUAUAACCAUCAUCAUUGAAUUGUUGAAGGGAGAAGGGCCGAGUUUGAUAGCGUACGAGAAGUUGUGUAAGACGAUUGAUUUGAUAGAGCAGUGGAAUUAUGAGCAGAAAGUUGAGUUUAUCAAUCAGUUCGUUGAUUUGGUGGAUGUUUUGGAUGCGAGUUGUAAGCAGUUGGUGAAGAAACUGGCGGAAAUAGAAUGGCAUGUGAUUCCACUGUCCACUUCAUCGUCAACGAAUCAUCGUGAACGAUUUGUGAAAUUCUUAAGAGAUUUGGCCAUUCAACACAUCUGUCAUACUGAGACAAUUAUUUACGCGUUUAUCAGACAUUUUAUUGCGAAAACGCGUUUGAUUGUGCCAAAUGUGGAUAUGAAUGAUGAUGAGCGUGGAGUGUUGAAUCGAACUCGUUUGAAGACAACACCAAAAUUUGAGUUGGUAUUGGACGAGAGGGAACAAGAUGAAAUCUAUUCAUUAUCGCAUCAGUCGAUUGAAUUUUUGCUACGAUGCUAUCCGAUGUGCUCGAAAGUGGUUCAACAAGUCGUCUCACAUUUAUUUCCACACUUUUCGCAUCCACUUCAAAAAUAUGAAAGUUUCGUGAGGAAUACAAUAAAACUGAGUGAUUAUGCGAGUAAAAUACGCAGAGAUCUAUUGUCGACACUAUUGGAUAGUUUGAUUACGAUUGAUGGAAUGGUAGCGAAUCGUCAGCGAUCGAUGGUGAUUGACGAGGAUGAGGAGUACUUCGAGGAGGGUUUUGAUGUGUUCUUAAUGGUUCGUUAUUUAUUUUUAUCUUUUAUUGGUUAUUAUUAUUAUUAUUAUUAUNUGCGAAAUGUUUUGGUGGAAGACGAGGACGAAAAAGUGAGAGAGCGAAUCGAAAAAUUGGAUAUAUCGCUGACUUAUCUAUUUUCAUAUAUUGCACGAGCACAUCAGAUAGCGUUACCACCCAACAUUGAGGAACACAUCGAAUGGUUGCCGGACACGUGCUCAACAAACGAACUAAGUUCACAGCUGUGUAGCAUAUUUGAGGAGAAGUUAUUGAUGGCCGUCAAUGUACAGCACGUUUCAUUUAUAUGGUUUUAUUUGUGUAGUAUUCAAGAGAGUUAUAUGGACUCAAUGUUGGAUAGUUUAUGGCGUGUUAUUAUGAGACCUGGACAGUCGCCGAAUGAUUGGAAAAAAUCUCAGGGUGCUGCUUGCUAUAUGGGCGCGUUUCUGGCGAGGACUGAAUCGGUUGGCUUGAGAAAAUCAAUGGAGUGGAUGGAACGUAUGAUGAAACGAUGUAGAAGUUAUUUGAAUGAACUCUGUGAUAUUCGUCGUGGCCAUAGUAACGAUAGCAAUAAUAAUUUUAUGAAUAGUGUGGGCACAUUGCGGCAU
This is a messenger RNA of Anisakis simplex (herring worm), 2886 nucleotides long. The record is from the annotation of a GenBank genome assembly. NCBI's taxonomy places the organism in Eukaryota, Metazoa, Nematoda, Chromadorea, Rhabditida, Anisakidae.